Molecule: messenger RNA, 1419 nt
Organism: Ochlerotatus camptorhynchus
Lineage: Eukaryota; Metazoa; Arthropoda; Insecta; Diptera; Culicidae
Product: ras-related protein Rab-1A-like
Exons: 6
Coding region: 296-808 (170 amino acids)
Biological process (GO): vesicle-mediated transport
Molecular function (GO): GTP binding; GTPase activity
Source: RefSeq, a predicted model, not a curated record
UUGAGGCUAGUGCGUAAAGAAUAAAAAAAUUCACGAUCCCCGUUUUCUGGUCCGGUGAGAAAAAUUCAAAAACAGUACGGAUUGAGUGGACGCCUCGUGCUGAUUAGUUAGUAUCACACUUUGGUGUGUCAGCGGAACGGAGAGUCUCCUCUCGCAACGUAAAAAUUAUCCCAUUAGACGGAAGCUAGGAUUCCCCUGAGAUGAGUUAUAACGUGAUUAUUUCAAACUGGUGCUACUGGGUAACGCUGGAGUUGGAAAGACUUGUAUUUUCUUUAGAUUGGCAGAGAAUAAAUACAUGGAAAACACUACCGCAACAAUCGGUGCAGAUUCUAAAACUAAAACCAUCCAACUGGAUGGCGAAACAAUAGAAGUGCUAAUUUUGGACACCGCCGGUCAGGAGCGCUACCGUUCGAUGGCACCCUGGUAUUACCGACAAGCGGACGGUAUCAUCAUUGUGUACGAUUGCACGAAUAAGAAAUCGUUUGACAGCGUGAACUCGUGGCUGAAGGAAAUUGAUGAACAUGCCAAUGAAAACGUCACCAAACUGCUGGUGGGCAACAAAUGCGAUCUACAGACACAGAAGGUAGUCGAUACGACUACUGCUAUGGAGUAUGCAAAUCAGCUCGCCAUUCCAUUUCUGGAGACGUCCACCAAGAACGCAACCAACGUGGAGCAGGCGUUCAUGACGAUGGUAUCGGAGAUGAAGAAUCGCCGCGGUAGCUCUUCGAUGAGCGUAGAAAAAGUGCCUAAUGUCAUCAGGAUCGUCGAGAACCGCAACAUCAAGUCACCUUCCACUUGUUGUGUGUGAGAGACUUCUCAUGGAAUAAUAAUAAUAAUAAUAAUAAAAGGAAAGUCAGAGUAGAGUCGGUGUAUAAUGAGUCACGCCAAGAGUGAAGCCAAGUCUACCUAUUGAACUGUCAAACCGGCUACCUAUCGUGCAAAGUAAACAAACAUUACGAUGAUAUGAAAGGUCCACGAAAGGUAUUGCAAUAAAAUAUAAAAUAUAAUCGAAGAAAUGAUCAUACACACGCAGUGAGCAUUAAAUUGUCAUGGGAUACGUUUGGUAAUGAUCAGAAAUGAGAAUUUCUUCUUUUUUUUUAUUAAGAUAAUUUGACAAAAUCACUUAUAUAACGAUUUACUACAGCCGCUAUUUUUUUUUCUCGCUAGAAGUCAUUUCAAGUUGAUGUAGAAAUCUUCUGUUGCCAAGUGAAAAGAAAGGGAAUCUUUCGAAAACCGUGAUGCAAGUUCAACUGUUUUUCUCUUGGCGUGACUCAUUAUACACCGACUCUAAGUCAGAGGAAUGAGACUAUGAGCAUGAGCAGUAGACCAAUAUUUUAAAUUUUCCCUCCACACAGUGCUUAAACGGUUUUAAAUCGGGUCCUGAUUAGCCUCCCAAAAUUAGAAACAGACUGUUUUAAG